Vicia villosa (hairy vetch) is the source of this 5090-nucleotide messenger RNA. Its product is annotated as eukaryotic translation initiation factor 5B-like. The transcript is spliced from 12 exons. Bases 233 to 4111 code for a protein of 1292 amino acids. The record is from RefSeq and is a predicted model, not a curated record. Gene Ontology annotation, molecular function: GTPase activity; GTP binding; translation initiation factor activity. NCBI's taxonomy places the organism in Eukaryota, Viridiplantae, Streptophyta, Magnoliopsida, Fabales, Fabaceae.
GUAGAAUACAACCCUAGAGCACAAAACAUUCUUGGUUUCUUAUUCUUCUUCACUGCCGAGUUUGUGCGUUUUAACUCUCCUUUCUCUUCCUUCUCCGCCGCACCAACCGUUUUUUCUUUCUAUCCAAUUUUCGUACCCUGAUUCUCUUUCGUUCAUCGAAACACGAAUCUGCGCUUAUCGAUCCAAUUAUUCGUGCUUUGUUUCAACGCACGAAAAAACCCUAAUCUGACAAAUGGGGAAGAAGAAGCCAUCGGCACGUGACGACGAGAAUCCUCCGCAGCAAGGCGGUGGGAAAUCGAAGAAAAAGUCUCAAGUCAUCGACGACGAUGAAUACUCCAUCGGAACUGAACUUUCAGAGGAGCCAUCCUUGCCGCAGCCAGAAGAAAAGCAAGAAAAGCCAGGAAAAAAGAAAGGUAAAAAAGGUAACUCUAAAUCUUUACAAGCUAAAGAUAAUGGUGAUGAUUUUGAUGAGGAGAACGACGAUGAUGUGCCUGAAAUUGUGUUUGCUGGGAAGAAAAAGGGGAAAUCGAAGAAAAGUGGCAGUGGGAGUGUGUUUUCUGCUGCGGCUGGUUUUGGUUUGCUUGGGGAUGAGGGGGAAGUUGAUAAUGAUGACGAUGAAGAGAAAUCUGAGUUAACGGGUAAUGGAGAUGAUGAUGAGGAUGAACCAGUUGUUAGUUUUACUGGGAAGAAGAAGUCUUCAAAAGGAAACAAGAAGGGCAGUUCUUCGUUUUCAGCGGUUAGUUUUGAUGAGAUUGAUGGAGAGGAUGAGAGUAAGAAUGAUAAGGUAGAAGACGACGAUGAUGAGGAUAUAGGACCAAUCACUUUCACAGGUAAGAAGAAGAAGUCAUCCAAGUCUUUGAAGAAGGCGGUUAGUUUUUCAAGUACAGAUAUUCCGGAUGAAGAUAGUGUUUCUGUAUCUGAGUCUGCUAAGGGUGGCGAAGAUAAAGAUGAAGACGAUGUUUCCUUAGUUGAAUUUACUGGUAAAAAGAAGUCAUCUAAGAAGAAAAGUGGUAGUGCUGCUGCUAAAGUGAGUAAUGAAGAUGAGUUUGGGAGUGAAAGUGUAGAUGUUGUUGAGAGUGAGAAACCUAGUGCUAAUGUUGACAAUGGCAAUAUAAGUAAGAGUGAAGAGGUUGUUGGAACUUCAAAAAAUAAGAAAAAGAAUAAGAAGAAGAGUGGGAGAACUGCUCAAGAGGAGGAGGAUUUAGAUAAGAUUCUUGCAGAGCUUGGUGAAGCCCCUCCUACAGCAAAACCUUCUGCUCCUCCAAAGCAGGAUGAUAAAGUUCAGCCUGCUCCGGAAGUUGGUUCUGUCCCUGGUGCUUCAGGGGAAAAAGAGGGAGAAGAGGAGAUUGUAGAAUCAGCUGCUGCAAAAAAGAAGAAAAAGAAGAAAGAAAAGGAGAAGGAGAAGAAGGCAGCAGCAGCAGCAGCCGGAAGUUCAACGGCAAAUGAAACGGCAGAAGUAGAGGCUGAGACAAUUGAACCAAAGAAAAAUGAUUUGAAGUCCAAAGCAGCUGCUGACAAGAAAUUGCCAAAGCAUGUUAGAGAGAAGCAAGAAUUACUAGCUCGAAGAAAAGAGGCUGAAGAAAAACAGAGAAGAGAAGAGGAGGAAAAGCUAAGGAAAGAAGAAGAGGAGCGACUAAGGCUAGAGGAACUUGAGAGACAGGCAGAAGAGGCUAAACGUAAAAAGAAGGAAAAGGAAAAGGAAAAACUUCUGAAAAAGAAGCAAGAAGGUAAAUUGUUAACUGGUAAGCAGAAGGAAGAAGCCCGGCGAUUGGAGGCAAUGAGGAGGCAGAUUCUCAAUAGCACAGGGGGUGUGACUCUCCCCGCUGGGGACAGUGGUGCACCAACCAAGAAACCCAUUUAUCAGACGAAGAAGGGGAAAUCAACUAGUCGAAAUUAUAAUGGUGCUGCUGCUGUCAAGACAGACCACAGUAUUGAAGCAAAGGAAACUACUGCUGAUUUGGAUUCAGAGGAACCAAAGAAGGUUGAAGAAGUGGAGUCGGCGCAGAAGGAGGAUAAAGUUGAACUUCCGGAAGCUGUUGAAGAGGAUAGAGUGGAAGAAGAUGAUGUUGAGGAUGAAUGGGACGCCAGAAGCUGGGAUGAUGUCAAUCUGAAUGGUAAGGGUGCAUUUGCUGAUGAAGAAGUUGACUCUGAGCCUGAAAUGAUUGUCAAAAAAGAGAUUAAAACUGGCCUACCUGCUAAAAAUGCUGCAGGUGCUACAAGUAAAACUGUUUCGAAGCAUGUCGCCGAAGAAAUUGAAGAUAGAAAACAGGCCAAAGUUGUGGUUGAGGACAAAAAGAAAAAGCCCGACCCACAACAUUCUGCUGUGUCUUCUAAGCCGAGUGAUGCAAACCUCCGAUCACCAAUAUGCUGCAUCAUGGGUCAUGUGGACACUGGCAAAACCAAGCUUCUGGAUUGUAUUCGAGGUACCAAUGUUCAAGAAGGUGAGGCUGGCGGUAUCACCCAACAGAUUGGCGCAACAUACUUUCCUGCUGAGAACAUACGUGAUAGAACUAAGGAAUUGAAAGCUGAUGCAACACUGAAAGUUCCAGGUCUACUGGUUAUUGAUACCCCAGGCCACGAGUCAUUCAAUAAUCUGAGGUCUCGGGGUUCAGGUCUAUGUGAUAUUGCAAUCUUGGUUGUUGACAUUAUGCAUGGCUUAGAGCCACAAACUAAAGAGUCACUUGAACUAUUAAAAAUGAGGAACACAGAAUUCAUUGUUGCAUUGAAUAAGGUUGAUAGGCUUUAUGGCUGGAAAACAUGUCGCAAUGCUCCAAUUCGUAAAGCAAUGUUGCAGCAGUCUAAGGAUGUUCAAAAUGAGUUCAAUAUGAGGCUCGAACAGAUUGUUACCCAGUUCAAGGAACAGGGGCUAAAUACUGCAUUGUAUUAUAAAAACAAAGAAAUGGGAGAAACAUUCAGCAUUGUGCCCACAAGUGCAAUAAGCGGUGAAGGAAUCCCAGAUAUGUUAUUACUAUUGGUUCAGUGGACCCAAAAGACCAUGAUUGAGAAACUUACAUACAGUGAUGAAGUGCAGUGUACAGUUUUGGAAGUCAAGGUUAUUGAAGGCCAUGGAACUACUAUUGACGUUGUUUUAGUUAACGGCGUCCUUCAUGAAGGAGAUCAAAUAGUUGUACCUGGAAUGCAGGGUCCAAUUGUUACCUCAAUUCGAGCUUUAUUGACACCUCAUCCAAUGAAGGAACUUCGUGUUAAGGGAUCAUAUAUCCAUCACAAAGAAAUCAAAGCUGCGAUGGGCAUCAAGAUCACUGCCCAGGGACUUGAACAUGCUAUUGCUGGCGGAAGUUUAUAUGUGGUGAAGCCUGAUGAUGAUUUAGAAUAUAUUAAAACAGCAGCCUUAGAAGACGUGGAGUCAGUCUUGAGCAGGAUUGAUAGGAGUGGUGAGGGCGUUUGUGUCCAGGCAUCAACCCUUGGCUCAUUGGAAGCAUUACUGGAGUUUUUGAAAACUCCAGCAGUGAAUAUUCCAGUUAGUUCUAUAAGCAUAGGCCCUGUACAUAAGAAGGAUGUGAUGAAAGCCAGUGUAAUGCUUGAAAAGAAACGAGAGUAUUCCACUAUAUUGGCAUUCGAUGUCAAAGUCACCCCUGAAGCCAGGGAACUUGCAGAGGAAUUGGGCGUUAAAAUAUUUAUUGCCGAUAUCAUUUAUCAUCUAUUUGAUCAAUUUAAGGCUUACAUGGAAAACAUUAAGGAGGAGAAAAAGAAAGAAUCGGCUGAUGAGGCAGUCUUCCCAUGUGUUCUAAAGAUCUUACCAAACUGUGUUUUCAACAAGAAGGAUCCGAUUGUUUUGGGAGUUGAUAUCCUUGAAGGCAUUUUAAAGAUCGGAACUCCAAUUUGUAUUCCAUCCCAAGAUUUCAUUGACAUUGGACGCAUUGCCUCCAUUGAGAAUAACCACAAACCAGUUGAUUAUGCAAAGAAAGGGCAGCAAGUAGCCAUUAAGAUUGUUGGCAGCAAUUCUGAGGAACAGCAGAAAAUGUUCGGCAGACAUUUUGAGAUGGAUGAUGAACUUGUAAGCCAUAUUUCACGGAGAUCUAUUGAUAUUCUCAAAUCUGAUUAUCGGCAUCUUCUUUCACCGUUUUUGAUAUUGUUUAAGGUAAAAAAGUAAAUUUUUUCUGAUUUGAUACUGUUUUAUACUUUUAAAAUGUUAAAAUUUUUCUUUCCUUUUCCAAUCUUUUGAACAGCUAUGACACCACCUCCUAAUUCCUAACCAUCGUCAUCAAAUGCUCAAUCGGUGUCUUUGCCCGAGUGUUUCUACCACGAGAAUUUCUAGGAUGGGAUAAUUAAGGCUUAUGUUUUUUAUUUCUAAUUAUGAAUAUGCUUCAUGAAUUUUGAGUAAUUUAUUUUAGUUUUUAACUAUUAUGUGUUUAGAGAAAAUGGGUGAUGCACUGAAAGUGUAAAAUUUUUUUACACUGUUAACCAAUCACGACUUUGUUAAGCGCCAAGUCAUACUUUAAAUCUUAAAUUACUGAUAUGAUGUGGCAGAAUAAAAUGUUUUUACUGGAUGACAGUGUAAAGAUUUUUUACACCGUCAGUCCUUUUAACUCGUGUUUAUUGGUAUUAAAUAUCUUAAGUGUCCGCGUCUCUAAAAUAAUGAUCGUUUUGUUCCGCAUUUCCGGCCGCGCCCUGCCCGCUUAUCGAGUUUAACAACAGAGGAUAAAUGUAUCCAUCCAUUAACAAUGUGUAUUUAACCACCAAACACAUCAAACUAGGCUUCUCUUUACGUUCAUGAGCAGACCUGACCUGAUAUUGAAUCACCUUGUUCAAAAACACAUCAACCUUCUUAUGCAAACGUUUCAUCUUACCCACCAAACCUUCCAAGUUCAUCCAACCAAUAAAGGGAACAAAAUCACCAAUGUUAACUCCAGAUAUUAUCAUGAAUUCAUAACCAUUUCCUUAAACUCCUUCAACUCGUAUUUUAUUUUCAAAUAUACGUUUGCUUAGUACAACUUGACUCACCAUAUUUACUGUUGCAUAACUCAAGUAAUCACCAAUCUUUAGUACUUCACCUUUUUUUCCCAAACUCAUGAAUGGAUCUCACCAUUUGUUUAACUUCAUUUUCUCACAUUGAUGGAUUUUGUUGGAAU